AUGCCCACCUCGCGCUCGUUUCUCAGUGCCUCCAUCCCCGAGCUCGUGAACAAGCUAUCUACUGAGGAAAAGAUUGCUCUACUCGGUGCUCCCAAUUGGUGGAAUACCAAUGCGGUGGAACGCCUUGAUAUACCCGCUAUCCGAAUGAGCGAUGGCCCGAAUGCGAGUUCAGAUCUCUUCGGCGUUAGAGGAUCAUCACAUUUCGUUUCGACACCCGCUCAGUGCCUUCCUUGUGCUACUUCAAUGGCGUCAACUUUUGACGUAGAUUUGAUACGUCAAGUGGGUGUAUUCCUCGCCGAAGAAACUAAAAUCAAGUCCUCCGUGAUCCUGCUUGCCCCAACAUGCAACAUUCAGCGGAACCCUCUAGGCGGGCGUGCAUUUGAGUCAUUUUCAGAAGAUCCUCAUCUCUCUGGCACACUCGCCGGCGCCUAUGUCGAGGGUCUCCAAUCUCAAGGGAUCGCUUCUACAAUCAAACAUUUUGUCGCCAACGAUCAAGAGCACGAGCGCACGGCGGCCGAAUCAGUCAUCUCAGACCGUGCUCUACGCGAGGUUUAUCUAUAUCCAUUCAUGUUGGCUCAGAAGAUGGCACAGCCUUGGGCGUAUGGACGUAUUGGAGGAGUUCAUUGCUCUGAAAAUACUGAGCUCCUGCAAGGAAUCCUCAGAGAAGAGUGGGGAUUUGAUGGUAUCGUAAUGAGCGACUGGUAUGGAACCUAUAGCGUCGACCUUGGAGUCAAUGCAGGCCUGGACCUCGAGAUGCCUGGACCUCCGCGAUGGCGCACAUCGCUUCUCAUGACGCAUAUGUUAUCAUCCCAAAAGAUUUUACCGUCCAUGCUCGAUAAACGAGUGGGCACGAUGUUGGAAUUUAUUCAACGCCAAGCGCGCCGGAACCCAGAAAUCGUCUAUGGAGAUGGCAUAGAGCGAACUAAAGAUACUAAGGAAGGGCGUGAAUUUUGCCGAAAGCUUGCUGGUGCGGGGACGGUCGUGCUAAGGAACGAGAAGAAAAUUUUGCCCAUCAAGGCAGGGAACGUCAAAAAGGUGGCUUUGAUCGGUCCGAACAUGAAAGGGCGCGUAAUUUCGGGUGGUGGUUCUGCUGCCCUCAAGCCAAGCUAUGUUAUUUCACCAUAUGAAGGAUUAGUUUCCAAUGCGCCUUCGGGCCUCGAAUUUCAUUAUGAAGUUGGAUGCUAUUCACAUAAAUACUUACCCACGCUUGAGAGACACCUCACGACUAGCACCGGAGAGUCGGGUUGGACUUGCACAUUCUACAAUGCAGAUACGCAAGGCAAUCCGACGGGAAAUGCCGUCGCGGAUUUCCGCUUGACUGACACGCGAAUUAGGCUAAACGACUUCCUCCCAGAGGGGUUAGCAUCGACAUGGACGAUUAAGUUGCAAGGCUUUUUAACGGUUGACAGCACAGCAACAUAUCAGCUUGGUCUUACCGUCGCGGGUCGAGCAAGACUGUUCAUAGACGGCGAGCUUAUCGUCGAUAACUGGACGAAGCAGAAGCCUGGUGAAUUCUACUACGGCCAAGGCACGGUGGAAGAGAUUGGCGAUGUUGAAUUGACUGCGGGGAAAGCCAUGAGCAUUUUGGUUGAAUAUACUAAUACGAGUCCUCCGGAUGGUCCAGAAGCUGAUAGGUCUCAACCUGCACUCAUGCGGGGAUUGCGUUUGGGAGGAUGCGAGAAAAUUGAUCCCGACCAGGCGAUGCAGGCCGCAGUCGAUUUGGCGACUUCAUCAGAUGUUGUUAUUUUGGUCGCAGGAUUGUCACCAGACUGGGAGAGUGAAGGGUUUGAUAGGCAGACACUCGAUAUGCCGGGGCGCACGAACGAAUUGAUCUCACGGGUCGCUCGGGCCAAUCCGAACACGGUCGUCUGUGUGCAGGCGGGCUCUGCGGUAUCGAUGCCUUGGGUCAAUGACGUCAACGGGAUUAUUCAGGCUUGGUACCUUGGAAAUGAAGUAGGCAAUGCACUUGCAGAUAUCGUCUACGGAUACGUGAAUCCUAGCGGCCGGCUUUCGCUUACGCUCCCGGUGCGAAAGGAAGACAUCCCUGCAUAUCUGAACAUGCGCAGCGAGCGGGGGAAGAUACAUUAUCGGGAAGAUUUAUUUGUAGGAUACAAAUAUUACCAGGCAAGAGGUGUCGCACCGCUGUUUCCCUUCGGCUUUGGCCUGUCGUAUACAACGUUCAGCUUCUCGAAUCUCGCGAUCAGAGGUCCCCAGUCUCAUGACACCUCCUUUGGCCUCGACGUCUCUGUGACAGUCACCAAUGAUGGUCCGCUUGACGGCUCCGAAGUGGUUCAGGUCUAUGUCGCAGCACCCGAGACAGAUGUUACGACGCCUAGACUGCAGUUACGCGGAUUCACCAAAGUUCAUAAUAUCGUUUCUGGUAGAUCUCAGCAGGCGACAAUCCGCCUGGAUAAGUAUGCUGUGUCCUUCUGGGACCCUGCUGAACGAGCUUGGAGCGCGCGAGCUGGGGUGUAUGAAGUGCUUGUAGGGAAGAACAGCGCAGAUAUUUUACUUCGCGACACUUUCGAGCUCAAUCAAAGCUUCGUGUGGAAUGGUUUGUAA
Fibroporia radiculosa is the source of this 2562-nucleotide messenger RNA. RefSeq lists its product as uncharacterized. Lineage: Eukaryota; Fungi; Basidiomycota; Agaricomycetes; Polyporales; Fibroporiaceae. Gene Ontology annotation, biological process: glucan catabolic process. The transcript has 12 exons. The record is from RefSeq and is a predicted model, not a curated record. Gene Ontology annotation, molecular function: beta-glucosidase activity. Bases 1 to 2562 code for a protein of 853 amino acids.